This is a messenger RNA of Lingula anatina, 2027 nucleotides long. RefSeq lists its product as uncharacterized. The record is from RefSeq and is a predicted model, not a curated record. Lineage: Eukaryota; Metazoa; Brachiopoda; Lingulata; Lingulida; Lingulidae.
AUGGAAGAUUUCAGAGUCACAUGCAGUACUGUUGAAACUGGCACACCUGUAAAAUCCAAUGAGUCCAAAGAACAUGGAGGGCUUGGAAAAUUUGAUAUUGAAUAUCACUAUGAAAAGAAAAGGGCAAAACUACCCUUUGGAAGGGUUUCUAAAACUGUUCGGCGUGAAUUUAAACCUAAAUACCAUCCUGAAGAUGUUAAUGUUGAUGAUGGUGUCUCUGCUGAAGAAGCAUCAGAGGAUGCUGGACUACCAUGGUUUGAAAGGUCAAAUACACUUUGUGAUGAGAAACCUACUACUGUUGGUUUGGAUGUUUACAGUAGGAUAGGAUCAAGGACUAGCAGAACUGCAAGCAGACAUGGAACUUUGCAUCAUUCUAGACAGCUAGUGCUAAGUAAAAGUAGAGAAGAGCUGAUCCAUCCAAGCAAACUCAGAUCCAAAUCAAGAAACCAGGACAACAAAAGAAAAAUUAAACAUGAAAAGACUGAAACUGUGCAGGAGCAUAUAUUUCAGUUGAAAAGGAAGCAAGCUUCGUGGGACAAUCUCACACAUUGUGCCAGUGAUGAAAGAAUUCGGAAGAUGAGGAAAAGCAGUGAAUGUUUUCCAGCUGGUCCUGAUAGUAGUGUAUACUUAACUUACAUGAACCCUGUGUCCAGCAGUAGCAGUCUCCAUCCCACUUCCUGGCAUGCACCAGAUGGGGAUCUCUCACUCCAUGAAGCCUUUGGGACGCAAUAUGCUUCAACGCCAGUUUCACUACUUGGCCGCGAAACAAGAACAAACAGCAAGCCAUCAUUUUCCUUCCCGGAUGACUAUUUACAAUCAGAAACUGCCUCAGUUGCACCAUUGCAAGUUUUCAAUCAAGCCCUCAUGUGGCAAGCAGAAGAUAUCCAACAAGUCCCCCAGACACCCAAAGAUAAUGAGACUCUUGGGACAUUCUCCCUCCAGAGUACUUGACAGAUAUUAUUAAAAUACUAUAAUAUGGCCAAUGUUUGGUACAUCAAACUGGCGUCUCCAGUUUCUUGGAAUGAACAUUAUUUGCUGUUGACAUCUGUUGUAAUGUAUUAAGGAGAUAGUUGUUAAAAAGAUGGCUUUCUAAAGAAAACUGUUUGAGAUAUUAAAUGCAUUUUGGAUUGCUGGCAAACAUUUGUUGAAAAAGUUAGGAUAGUUGGUAUUGUAUCUCGGUGUACUGUUUCUCAUAUUUUCAUGUUGGCCAAAUGCUUUAGCAAGACAAAAUUUAUGUAUUGGGAAAAUUAUACCCCGGUGCAAGAUAGGAUAAAGUAAAAUACUGUUAUAGGCAGAAACACAAAAAAGAAGUGGGCCCUUUACAGAUGUGUUAUAAUUCUUUUAUUAUACUUAGAAUGCUGCAUAAUAAUGUUUAAAUAGAAACUUAAAUGUAUUACAUCCUUGUUGAAUAUUCUACUUAGAAUGUUUUUAUUACUUUGAAAACAAUCAUUUCAACAUUUAUUGCUAUGUUCAAUUUUGUGACUGAGUAUUUUUGUAAGCAGAAGUCUAAUUAAUAUAAACAAUUGUUAUUAAGUUUUAAUAGAAACUAUGUUUAUAGAUUUUUGCUUUUUUUUCAGAUGUUUUAAAUGAUUGGAAAAUCAGUUUUCUAAAUGUACAAUUUUACUUGUAUUGUUAAAGAUUUUUUUUUUGUAUUAUAAAUCAAUUAAAAAUUAUUUGUCAUAGCCAACUAGACUUCUUGAUUUUUUUGAAAAUAUUUUUUUAUUCCCCAAAACAGAAAUGUAAAACAUAAUCACAUUGAAUGAUGACUUCCUAUAUGAUUUAUUACGUGUAAUAGGUCAUGAUUUUUACAUGAUUUAUAACACCUUACAGCUGCUGCUCAUCAGAAGCACGAGGUUCAAAUGGCAAUAUCGUACAAAUGGAAAAGCACAAUGUAUAUAGUUCUAGUUCUAGUCAGCAUAAUAAUGUUAUCACAAAUGAAGCUCAUAAUGAAAGUUGUUUAUUAACAAAGAGAAAUAUCUAGAAUAUAAUGGGCCUGAAAUGUCUAAAUAAAUUGGCUUUGGUUAAGU